AUGACCGCCUACAUCCCCUCUCUCACGCUUCCGAGCUUUCUGUUUGAGAACCCGGCCGCGGCCAUUCUUCUGCCCGUGGCCUGCGGUACCGCUCUGGGUUUCUCCAUCAGCCCAUCUGUCACUCGGGCGUCUUACAAGGCAUUGAGACAGCCACCUCUACAUCCUCCGGGCUGGGUCUUUGGGCCGGUAUGGACCGCUCUCUAUGCAACAAUGGGCUACACGGCCUAUCGCGCGUGGACUACUGGCACGACCUCCAUCAACCCUCAGACGGUAGCCCUGGCUAAGCAGGGAGCAACUCUGUACUCGAUCCAACUGGCCCUCAACCUCAUCUGGACGCCGCUUUACUUCGGCAUGGGACGACCAAUUGCUGCUACUGUCGACAUCCUCGCUCUUGGAGGCACUGUCAGCUACCUUGCCUACAUCUGGGGCCAGGUCGACCCCACCUGUGGGUGGCUGCUUGCACCCUACCUGGGUUGGCUCAGCUUCGCUACCUACCUUUGCAUCGGUAGCGGUUACCUGAACGACUGGGACUUUUCCAAGGCUUUCAAGAAGGAGUGA
Molecule: messenger RNA, 558 nt
Organism: Ascochyta rabiei
Lineage: Eukaryota; Fungi; Ascomycota; Dothideomycetes; Pleosporales; Didymellaceae
Exons: 3
Coding region: 1-558 (185 amino acids)
Cellular component (GO): mitochondrial outer membrane
Source: RefSeq, a predicted model, not a curated record